CGACACAAACAGAUUCUCUACUCGCAGACUCUGACAAGAUACAAACUUCAUGAUGUUUCCUCUGAGCCUCCUCCAGUCCUCACACAGCCCCCUGUGUACCUGCAGUGAGUCUGCACUCACACUCUGGCCGGCUACACGGCUGAUCUAUGGCCAGCUGGAAGAUGACGUGCUGAGCUUGAGGAACGAUAUGGACAGAAGAAUGCAGCGUGUGAAUCAGACUUAUCAGCUGCUCUCUCAGGACAUAGAGAUGAGAAGGAGAAUGGAACAGAGCAGACAAUCUGCAGCUAGAGAAGCUCAGACCAUCUCUACAAGAAGAGACAAAGAUGGGAAUAAAAACUUUGCUCUCACCCUGGAUGUGAGUAAUUUCUCUCCUGAUGAACUGACAGUGAAAACAGAAGGAAGGAGACUGAUUGUAAUGGGGAAACGUGACAAGAAAUCUGACUCAGGGGAUGGAAGUUUCUUCCAUGAAUACAGAGAGUGGAAGAGAGAAACGGAGCUCCCUGAAGAUGUGAAUCCUGAGGACGUGUUGUGCUCCCUGUCCAAGGAUGGGCAGCUCCACAUACAGGCUCCUCGCCUAGCGCUGACAGCUGCAAAAGAGAGACCGAUUCCCAUCACCUUGUGCCAAGCGCCAGAAGAUGCGCAGCAAACCCCAGCUGUGACCCAAAACAGCAGCUCUGAGAAAGGACAAGAAAAUGCUGCAUAAGAACUUUAUAAUAACUCAUCUAAGUAACUGGUUUAAAUGUUUUUUUUCUAUAUUUUACACAUCACAUGGUUAUUUUCUUUCCAUUUGUUUUGUUUGCAUAUUUUUAUGUUUACCAAAUUCUGUUGUGAAAUGUGUGUUGUAUUUAUGCACUUCUAUUUGUUUAAUAAGUAUUAAAUCCUUUACAUGUUUUUUCACAUAGUAAAAUAAAUGCUUAAGGCAGAAAGGUUGCAGAUUAAAGGUGAGAGAAGUAAAACAGAGGUUGCAGGAAAACAGCCGCUCUAAGGAAGGACAAGAAAAUGGACAAAAUACAGUGUAAAAACUGUAAAGGACUCAUCUAAUUAAUUUAUUUAAAAGUUUAUUCAGUAUAUUUUGUACCUAUUUGUUUGGUAUGUUUUUUUAUUUAUAAAUUGACUAAAACUGUGUAUUGUGGGUUUAAGUAUUUCUAUUUGCUUAAUAAACAUUUAAAACAUUUACAUUU
Molecule: messenger RNA, 1181 nt
Organism: Bombina bombina (fire-bellied toad)
Lineage: Eukaryota; Metazoa; Chordata; Amphibia; Anura; Bombinatoridae
Product: heat shock protein 30C-like
Exons: 1
Coding region: 50-703 (217 amino acids)
Biological process (GO): protein refolding; response to heat
Molecular function (GO): protein folding chaperone
Source: RefSeq, a predicted model, not a curated record